Monascus purpureus is the source of this 711-nucleotide messenger RNA. The record is from the annotation of a GenBank genome assembly. NCBI's taxonomy places the organism in Eukaryota, Fungi, Ascomycota, Eurotiomycetes, Eurotiales, Aspergillaceae.
AUGGGCAACAAAAUUUCUGCUAUCAACGGUGUCCGCUCUCCUAACUACUUCAAGCCUGGGAACGCCAUCAACGAGAUCUGGCUGGGGAAUUUGGAAGUCGUCUCCCGUUUACCCUUCGGUGACUCCGAUAUGGCGCAGGCCGGAUGGCCAGCGGGCGAAUGGCCGAAGAUACCGUGGCAUCAGUUCAUCAUCCCUUUGAAACGGAGGAGCAUUGAGGAAUCCACAUCAAUAACGGAUGCGCAUAAGCACGAGCUGCUGAAUAGCACGGCGCAUGCAGAACGGGAAUUUCAUAUUCAGAAUCCGGGAUUAAGCCUGGGCAAUCCUUUCACUGGUCUUUCGACCCGUGCUUCGCUUGCCGCGGUAGUGUUCUUCCUAUUCGCUGCAUUCUGGGCAUACGUAGUCUCUGCGGCGGCGAGAGACCGGUCACAGCGAUACCUUCAGUCGAUAGCCGAGUCCCGGGAAAAGCCUGUGUCUUGCAUAGAGAGGAAUGAGUUGAAGGGCAGGCUGAACAGUUGCCAUCGUGCUGGAUACCAGCGCCAUAAUUGUCCUUAUACGCAAUUUGGAGAGGAAUCAUCGAAGCCCCUGCCUAAAACUUUCGUCCUUCGUGCUCGUGUGGAUCUGGGCGAUUUGGAUAGCGCAACUUUUCUGUUCUUCUACUCAGGCUGUCGCUUCCGUAUGGCUCAAUUGGAGAAAGGCAACGAGGAGUUGUGA